AUGUCGGGCAGCGGCGGCAACAGCAGCGCGGUGAAGAAGAGGAGCCCGGCCGGCUCGGCCUUCUCGCUGGCGCAGCAGGAGGAGAAGCAGGCGAUGGAGAAGAUGCUGUACACGGUGGACGGUGGGGCGCAGGAGAACGGCUGCGUCCGCUCGCCCUCGCCAUGCGCCUCGGCUGAGGGCGAGGGGCUGACCCUGCAGCGCUCCAUCACGCUGCUCAACAGCGUGGCCAUCAUCGUAGGAACCAUCGUCGGCUCCGGCAUCUUCGUCACCCCCACCGGCGUGCUGCGGGAGGCCGGCUCUCCCGGGCUGUCGCUGGUGGUGUGGGCCGUCUGUGGGGCCUUCUCCAUUGUGGGUGCCCUCUGCUACGCUGAGCUGGGCACCACCAUCACCAAGUCCGGCGGGGACUAUGCCUACAUGCUGGAGGUGUACGGCUCCCUGCCUGCCUUCCUCAAGCUCUGGAUAGAGCUGCUCAUCAUCCGGCCCUCCUCGCAGUACAUCGUGGCUCUGGUUUUUGCCACCUACCUGCUCAAGCCUAUCUUCCCCACCUGCCCGGUGCCCGACGAGGCUUCCAAGCUGGUGGCCUGUCUCUGUGUCUUGCUCCUCACAGCAGUGAACUGUUACAGUGUGAAAGCUGCCACUUGUGUUCAGGAUGCCUUUGCUGCGGCAAAGCUGCUGGCGCUGGCUCUGAUCAUCAUUCUUGGCUUUGUGCAGCUUGCAAAGGGUGAUGUGACAAACCUGACUCCUGAGCACUCCUUUGAAGGCACGAAAAUAGGCGUGGGGAGCAUUGUGCUAGCUUUGUACAGUGGUCUCUUUGCCUAUGGAGGAUGGAAUUACUUGAAUUUUGUUACAGAAGAGAUGAUAAAUCCCUACAGAAACCUGCCUCUGGCUAUCAUCAUCUCACUACCUGUAGUCACUUUGGUUUAUGUGCUGACAAACUUGGCUUACUUCACAACCCUGUCAACAGACCAGAUGCUGAUGUCCGAAGCCGUGGCUGUGGAUUUUGGGAACUAUCACCUUGGUGUCAUGUCCUGGAUUAUACCUGUCUUUGUUGGUUUAUCCUGCUUCGGAUCAGUUAAUGGAUCUCUCUUCACUUCUUCCCGGCUGUUCUUUGUGGGAUCCCGAGAAGGACACCUGCCUUCAAUCCUGUCUAUGAUUCACCCCAGGCUUCUAACUCCUGUGCCAUCCCUUGUCUUUACGUGCGUCAUGACCCUGCUCUAUGCCUUUUCCAACAACAUUUUCUCAGUCAUCAACUUUUUCAGCUUCUUCAACUGGCUGUGCGUGGCUCUGGCCAUCAUCGGCAUGAUGUGGCUGCGUUUCAAGAAGCCAGAGCUGGAAAGGCCCAUCAAGGUGAACAUCUGUCUUCCCAUUUUCUUCAUCCUGGCCUGCUUGUUUCUAAUUGCUGUUUCCUUCUGGAUGACACCGAAGGAAUGUGCAAUUGGCUUUGCGAUCAUCUUCAGUGGGAUCCCUGUUUACUUCUUCGGGGUCUGGUGGCAAAACAAGCCCAAGUGGGUUCUCCAAGUCAUCUUCUACGCAACAGUCCUGUGCCAGAAACUGAUGGAAGUGGUUCCACAAGAAUCAUAAGCAGGAAAAGCAGAGACAUAUAGCUUGAGGAAGCACACAAUAUUAUUU
Molecule: messenger RNA, 1629 nt
Organism: Strigops habroptila (Kakapo)
Lineage: Eukaryota; Metazoa; Chordata; Aves; Psittaciformes; Psittacidae
Product: large neutral amino acids transporter small subunit 1-like
Exons: 10
Coding region: 1-1581 (526 amino acids)
Biological process (GO): amino acid transmembrane transport; neutral amino acid transport
Cellular component (GO): membrane
Molecular function (GO): neutral L-amino acid transmembrane transporter activity; L-amino acid transmembrane transporter activity
Source: RefSeq, a predicted model, not a curated record